Molecule: messenger RNA, 585 nt
Organism: Plenodomus lingam JN3
Lineage: Eukaryota; Fungi; Ascomycota; Dothideomycetes; Pleosporales; Leptosphaeriaceae
Source: RefSeq, a predicted model, not a curated record
AUGGAGAUGCAGGAUUUGGUAGGCAAGGUAAGGUAUAUCCCUGUGCCAGGUAUCCCCGCUGUGGUGUAUGUAGGUAGCGAGAUGAAGGUGUGCUUCUCAGAUGCACCGGAUACUCCCCCUUGGUACAUUCAAGCACCGAUAGAGGGUGUUUUAGUCUACGAGCACAUCUCAACACAUGUACACCACAUACCCAGCUCUAGCCUUUGGACGCGCAAAUACUGUACUCUACUGUAUGCACAAUAUCAGGCCAAAUCAGCAUUGGAUGGGCUCUACAAUUCUUCCUCACAUGCUGAAGGAUUGGAAGCAGCUGGCUUUGGUGGUGCGGUGGCCGUUGUUCCAUUGGAAAAGUGUUUGAAGUUUCCCGAGGCUCUCUUCCAUGUACUUGUUAUGAAGCUGUCUUUCGAGACGUCUCACCCACAACAUCGUGGCCCCCAUGGCCCGCUGAGACUGGUGAUUGAAAAUGGCAAAAGCACCAGUCCAUACCUUGUAUGCCUACGGAUGCAGGGUGCCGUGUGCUAUGGUAGUACGUGCAUGAUACAUAUUAUAGCAGUAGGUACUCGAGAUGCAGUGUGGAGAGUACGGUAA